Molecule: messenger RNA, 3605 nt
Organism: Panicum virgatum (switchgrass)
Lineage: Eukaryota; Viridiplantae; Streptophyta; Magnoliopsida; Poales; Poaceae
Product: DNA polymerase I A, chloroplastic-like
Exons: 11
Coding region: 218-3193 (991 amino acids)
Biological process (GO): double-strand break repair; DNA-templated DNA replication
Molecular function (GO): DNA-directed DNA polymerase activity; DNA binding; 3'-5' exonuclease activity
Source: RefSeq, a predicted model, not a curated record
CCCGCCUCCAAUCCCCCCGGCCUCCACAGUAGACGGCUCCCUGCACCGCGCCGGCGCCCUAAAGCUCUCGCCGUCCUCCUCCCGCUAGUCCGCGCCCGCGGACUACCGUCCCCUCCAACUGCUCGCUCUCCCGCCCGCUCCUGCGCCGCGGCCUCGGUUUCUGCUUGGCCGGCGGCGGCGGUCUUGCGGGGAGGAGGGGGAGCCGGCCGGGUCCAACAUGAGGCGGUCCGUGGCAGUUCGAGCAAGCGGCGGCGGUUUCAAGCUUCAAUUUUACCCCAAAUUAAACGUGAGGAGUAUUGCGCACGAAUGGGUUCAAGAGACCUGGAGGCUGUUCAAUCUCAAAACUGCCAACAAUGUCGCAAAUAACAUCUAUAAGCGAAGCGCUCUACCAUUGUCUGAAAUUGUACAAGAUGAUAUCUCUGAAGAUCGCAGGGGUUUGAACUACCCUUACUUGCAGCAGGACCUGAGAGAGCGUGUAGCAUCCCAACCGACUGUGAAUGGACAUGGUGAUGAUCAACACCUGGUCGGGCAUAGGAUGGUGAAUCAGCCUGUGCAAUCAGUGCCAGCUCCAAUAGUAAGUGUUGUUAAUGAUAGUCGUCCCAAGUGUUUGAGCAUGCCUAGAGCCUCUAAGGUGACAAAUCUAACACCUUGGCGUGACUAUGCACCGGCAGAGGAUCCUCUGCUUGAUAAAUCUAAUACAGAGGUAAUUUUGGAGCUCGAUGAUGAUGACAACAAGGAGAAGAAACUUCGGUCAAGAAAAAAAAGGGAGAAGAAACUUGUGGUGAAAAAGGUGGUUUCACCUUUGCCAACUAAAGCAGCCUUCUCUGAGGAAUCUUUGAAAGCAAGGAAGGCACUUGCUAGCGUCUACGACAAAGUUUUGCUAGUUGACAAUAUCGAGUCAGCUAGGAGCAUUGUUAAACUGCUCACUACAAAGUACAAGAGCUUUAUUCAUGCAUGCCACACACAGGUAGCAGAUAUUGAUGCCAAAGAAAUGACACCAGUUGGUCAUGGAGAAGUAAUAUGCUUUAGCAUCUAUUCAGCAAAUUCUGAUGUACAGGCAGCUGAUUUUGGAAAUGGCAAAACUUGCAUUUGGGUUGAUGUUCUAGAUGGUGGAAGGGGUGUCCUGAUGGAGUUUGCUCCUUUCUUUGAAGAUCCAUCCAUCAAGAAGGUUUGGCAUAACUAUAGUUUUGAUAGCCAUGCCAUUGAGAAUUAUGGAAUCAAAGUUGCUGGGUUUCAAGCUGAUACAAUGCAUCUUGCACGCCUUUGGGAUUCAUCAAGAGAAAAUGAUGAUGGAUAUUCACUUGAAGGAAUUACAAAUGACCGUAGAGUCAUGGAUACUGUUCCAGAGGAUUUACCUAAACUUGGAAAGAUAUCAAUGAAAACCAUCUUUGACAGGAAAAAAGUUAGAAAAGUUGUAUCUGAAGGGAAAGUUCUAUCUUUUGAGCCAGUCAAAGAGUUUCAAAGGGAAGGCAGAGAGUUAUGGAUUUGUUAUUCUUCUCUGGAUUCAAUGAGCAUACUGAGACUUUAUGAGAGCUUAAAAAGCAAGCUUGAAACAAGGAGAUGGGUCUUGGAUGGUUAUCCUAGGGGCACCAUGUACGAUUUCUAUGAACAGUAUUGGCGACCCUUUGGUGCCCUACUUGUGAAGAUAGAAACAGAGGGCAUACUUGUUGACCGUGGUUAUCUUUCAGAGAUAGAAAAGGCUGCUACUGCUGAAUGGCAACUAGCUGCAGAUAAGUUUCGGAAAUGGGCAUCUAAAUAUUGUCCUGAUGCCAAGUAUAUGAAUCUGAAAAGCGAUAUUCAAAUUCGCCAACUUUUCUUUGGUGGCAUUGAAAAUAGUCGCAGACCUGGGGAUAUUUGGCCACGGAGUAAAACUUUUGAAGUGCUAAAUGAAGAAAAUGUUGCUACAGAGGGUAAGAAGACGUCAAAGUAUCGUACUAUUGAACUUUGCGGUAUUGUUGAAGAUCUGAAAACUAGGCCCACCAAGAGUGGCUGGCAAAAAGCCGAUGUGGAUGCAUUGAGAAGUUUGGCUGGUAAAAUACCUACAAAAUAUAUUUACACAAUGGAUGAUACCCAAGAGGAUGAUGAAGAUACAAGUGGUUCAGAAAACCCAGAUGGAGAUUUCUCUUAUGGAACAGCAUAUGAAGCGUUCGGUGGAGGAAAAAAUGGAAAAGAAGCAUGCCAUGCAAUUGCAGCUUUAUGUGACAUAUGUUCUAUUGGUCCAUUGAUAUCCAAUUUCAUUCAUCCGUUGCAGUCAGAUCAUAUAUCAUGUGCGGAGGGGCGCAUUCACUGUUCAUUAAAUAUCAAUACUGAGACAGGGCGCUUGUCAGCGAGAACACCAAGUCUACAGAACCAACCUGCCCUCGAGAAGGAUAGGUAUAAGAUUCGCCAAGCUUUUGUUGCAGCUCCAGGGAAUUCUCUUAUUGUUGCAGAUUAUGGUCAGCUGGAGCUUAGGAUCUUAGCCCACCUUACUAAUUGUAAAAGCAUGCUGGAUGCUUUCAAGGCCGGUGGUGAUUUCCAUUCUAGGACAGCCAUGAAUAUGUACCAACAUAUCCGUGAUGCUGUCCAUGAGAAGAAAGUUCUUCUUGAGUGGCACCCUCAACCUGGUCAAGAGAAACCUCCAGUGCCGCUAUUGAAGGAUGCUUUUGGCGCAGAGAGGAGGAAAGCUAAAAUGCUUAAUUUUUCCAUUGCUUAUGGAAAGACAGCUUUUGGGCUAUCCAAGGAUUGGAAGGUUCCUAUUAAGGAGGCAAGGGAUACAUUGAAGCUCUGGUAUAGAGAUAGACAAGAAGUGUUAGCUUGGCAAAAAAGUCAGAAGAAGCUUGUACUCGAGAAAUGCGAAGUCUACACUUUGCUUGGGCGGUCGCGCCAUUUUCAUAACUUGACUCGGUUUGAUCGUGAUAAACGAGGUCAUAUUGAGCGUGCUGCUAUAAAUGCACCAGUGCAGGGAAGUGCAGCAGAUGUUGUUAUGUGUGCCAUGCUUGAGAUAGAAAGGAAUGCCCGCCUUAAGGAGCUUGGUUGGAGGCUCUUGUUGCAGGUGCAUGAUGAACUGAUACUGGAAGGGCCUUCGGAAUCUGCUGAGUUGGCCAAGGCUAUAGUGGUGGAGUGUAUGUCCAAACCUUUCUACGGAACCAACAUUUUGAAAGUCGACCUGGUUGUUGAUGCCAAGUGUUCAAAGAACUGGUAUGCUGCCAAAUAGUCUGAGCACACGCACACACACAUGGAGACUGCAGGUCCAGGAACAUGAGUUUGAAGUAGUAACCCCAGUCCUGAUAAAAAAAAUGGUGGACUCGGUUGUCAUGGAGACUGCAGGUCCAGGAACAUGAGUUUGAAGUAGUAACCCCAGUCCUGACAGGAUCACACGCCCAUUUCUUGGCUGCAGCAAAACAGCGGAAGUCGUAGACUCUGCUGCCAUGGUAUUUCCCUAUUUGCUUGAACUUAUCAGCCAUGGUACAAUUUUUUUCUUAGAAUAAGACAGCAUCAGUUGGCUUAUGAACUGCAUAAACCAUUAACCGAGCAGCCUCGGUAUCAUGUGCUGCAUUGCUCCUGCUGUGCUAUACUGCUAUUCGUCCUGUGCUGUGAUGCAUGUUACCGACUUACCGCUGCUGUGA